Molecule: messenger RNA, 1263 nt
Organism: Camellia sinensis
Lineage: Eukaryota; Viridiplantae; Streptophyta; Magnoliopsida; Ericales; Theaceae
Source: RefSeq, a predicted model, not a curated record
AUGGAGUGCAGACCUGUCGUAGUGGAGCUCCUCCCAGAAAAAGAAGCACUAAAUUUAUUUAUGAGUAAGGUUGAAGAAGGUCAGACAGUGCUUGCUCCUGAAGUGAAAGAAAUUGCAAGAAAAGUUGCCAAAGAAUGUACGGGACUGCCCCUUGCAAUCAUUGCCUUGGCUGGAAGUAUGAGUGGAGUAAAUGACAUUCAUGAGUGGAAAAAUACAUUAAAUCAAUUGAUUAGCUCAACAAAACAGAUAAGUGACAUUGAAAAUGUAGUGUUUGAGCUACUGAAGUUUUGUUAUAGUCGCCUAAAAGAUGAAAAGCUCCAAUAUUGUUUCUUGUAUUGUGCAUUGUAUCCACAAGAUCAUAUCAUACCUAGGAAAGAACUGACAGAGUAUUGGAUAUCUGAGGGACUAAUAACUGAGGUGAACAGCAUAGAAGUAAUGUUCAACAAUGGUCACACUAUAUUGAAUAAACUCAUAAAUACCUGCUUGUUGGAAAGUAUGAAGAUACAUAUGAUAGAAUGUGUGAGGAUGCAUGAUUUGAUCAGAGAUAUGGCUCUCAAAAUAACAAAAACGAGUCCUAGAUUCAUGGUACAAUCUGGUGAGGGAUUAGAAAGAGUACCAUAUACAAACUGGUCUGAGGAACUUGAGACGGAGCUUGCCAGUUUUGUGACAUCUCAACAAUGCCAAGCCUUGGAAAACUACCGCCUUAUAGUGGGAAAUAAUUUUGAAUAUAUAAACAACUCUGUGGGGAAAGAAGUUCAUGCGAUCAGUUUUGACUCUAAACCUUUUGGGAUUGGAGUUGAUUCAUUGGUGCUUCCCAGCAACAUAGAAUACUUUGGGAUUACAAGAUGCAAGGAUCUCAUUAGCUUAUCAGAUAUUCUGCCCUUGAGGGAUGCCGGUCAUUUGAGAAUUUGUCUUCUCCAAUACUGUAAUGGGAUAGAAUCCAUCUUUUCGUCAUCAUCAUUCUCAGAAGAUUGUCAGAUCCCACUAAGAAUUGUCGAGGAAUUACGACUUCUUGAUUUACCCAGAUUUAGGGUACUCUUUGAUGGAGUUGUUCCACCACACAACAUUUCCUUUAACCUUAAGAAGUUGUACUUCUAUAGAUGUUCCAGUGUCAAGAAUAUUUUUCCUGCCAUGUUGCAGAAGUUCCCUAACCUUGAGGAACUAACUGUGCCUGAUUGUGAGAAUGUUGAAGACAUAACAGUAGAAGUAGAGAUGAGAUAUCAAGGCCAUCAUCAAGAUGAUAGCAACACAAUCACACUCUGA